Messenger RNA from Parasteatoda tepidariorum (common house spider), 696 nucleotides. Its product is annotated as UPF0389 protein CG9231. The record is from RefSeq and is a predicted model, not a curated record. NCBI's taxonomy places the organism in Eukaryota, Metazoa, Arthropoda, Arachnida, Araneae, Theridiidae.
AAUACAUGAUUUAAUAAUCAAAUUGAUGAUUGAUGUUCGUAAAGUUCAACGAGUAAGGUAAAGAUGAAAAUGAUUUUUACGAGAUUAUAGUGGUUAUGUUUAUCUUGGAGUUAUAAAUUGUUAUUUUCCUAUUAAAUAUGAAUUUGUUAUUAUCCUGUCGACCGUCUUUUGUUACUUAUAAAAAUGCUGGAAUUAUUGAGAAGUUAAGACCUGUCAUUUUAAGUCAACCAUGUAAACAAUUAUAUUCCACUUCAAAAGGUCACAGACCUAAUACAAUUGACAAGUACUUGUUAGUAUGGAUGAAAAAGUAUCCUUCAGUCAAAGAAGUCCCAGACUUUGUUCGACCAGACAUGAUGGAGAGAGUUCGGAACAAGUCCCGAAUCAAAAUCACUAUUUAUAUGAUGAUCGUCACAGGCAUUGUAUGUGUAUUUAUGAUAUUCAGUGGCAAGAGAGCAGCUAAAAGAGGAGAGAGCAUUCGAAAAAUGAAUCAGGAUUGGCACAAGGAACAGAAUGAAAAGAAGUAAUUUUGUUGAGUUCAACUUUAGCAAUAAUAUAUCAUUGUUUAGUGGAAUAAUGAACCCAUUUGAAUAUUAAUUUUACUCUUAUAUCAGUUAAAUAUUUUGAAAAAAAAAUUGUUAUUUUGUUUGUAAAAAGCAGUUGUGAAUUUAAAAUAAAAUAAAAACGUUUUUUGUUGUA